Molecule: messenger RNA, 4251 nt
Organism: Labeo rohita (rohu)
Lineage: Eukaryota; Metazoa; Chordata; Actinopteri; Cypriniformes; Cyprinidae
Product: endoplasmic reticulum metallopeptidase 1
Exons: 7
Coding region: 75-1274 (399 amino acids)
Source: RefSeq, a predicted model, not a curated record
UUUCAGCAUCAUUACUCCAGUCUUCAGUGUCACAUGAUCCUUCAGAAAUCAUUCUAAUAUGCUGAUUUGUCGUGAUGUGUUUGUCUCUGUGUCAGGGUGUGAGCGGUGUGGAUCUGUCGGAGCGUUUCUUUGACGUCAGUCUGCUGUUGUGGUGUUGUGCGCUGCUCUUCCUCACUCAGCGCGGCUUGUGUUCGGCGUACGUGCCCAUGAUGAUGGUCGUCUUCCCUCUCGCCAGCAAACUGCUGCUCACCAAACACUUCAGAGCCAGAGGAGCGUCUCUUCAGUACUCCGUCCUGUAUCUGAUGGGUCUCGCCGUGCCGUACGUCCACAUCAUGUUCCUCAUCUGGGUGGUGUUUGAGAUCUUCACACCCAUCCUGGGCCGCAGCGGAACAGAGAUCCCACCCGACGUUGUAAUGGCAUCACUCAUUACCCUCGCGACCGUCAUUCUGUCUUCGUAUCUUAUGCAUUUCAUCUAUCUAAGCUGCAGUACGAAGCGCAUCUUGGCUGGUCUGGGAUCAGUGUUUGUGCUGAUGUUUGUUCUGGUCUGCUGUGGUCUGUUCUUCCCGUAUUCGGCCGACCCGUCCAGCCCGCGACCCAAACGAGUCUUUGUCCAGCACAGCACACGUGUGUUUCACGCUCCGGACGGUUCGGUGGAGGGCUCGGACUCGGGGUUAUGGAUCAACAGUCUGGAUUACGGCGGCAUGCAGCACAUCACGCCUCACGUCCCGCACGUCAACGACAGCAUCCGUACGCGCUGCUCCGACCGGCUGCCCUACUGCGGAUUCCCGUGGUUCCUGCCCGUCAAAUUCCUGGUGAAGAAGAGCUGGUAUCUUCCGGCUCCUGCAGUCUCUCCUCAAGCUCCGUUGGAGUUCCAACUUUUAUCCAGACAGGUCACUGAGUGGGGAACCGUUAAAAUGAGCUUCGAGGUCAAAGGUCCGAGUCACAUGUCUCUGUAUCUGCGUCCUGAAUCGGGCGCGUCUCUGAUCGGCUGGUCGUUCGGUGACGGGACGCCGCAGUUCGACCUGAGCGGAGAGUAUUUCAUCUUCUACUCUCACGGUCUGGACGCUCCGGCCUGGAGCUUCUGGUUUGAGAUCCAGCCGUCCCGCUCCUCUGACGCACCUCCUGACGAGGGUCUGAUCUCUCUGGCCAUCUCUUCUCAUUAUUUCUUCGGUCCGGACAGACGCUCGGAGCCGCUGGAAUCUUUACUGAAGAAAUUCCCGGCCUGGGCGUUUCCAUCGUCCUGGGUCAGCACCUAUCACAUGUACAGAUACUGAAGGACACGAGUGGACCCCAACACACACACACACACACACACACACACACACACACUCCAUCACUGCAGAUCCAUGAACUCAUCAGCUCCUUUAUUCACAAACCAACCAACUGACAGUGUUUGCAUUUAUUUUAUUUUAUUUUAUUUUAUUUUAUUUUAUUUUAUUUUUAUUUUUAUUUUUAUUUUAUUUUUAUUUUGUUAAUUUUAUUUAUUUGACUGGGUUGCGUUUCAACACCAAAUCUAAAUCUGAGGAGUGUUAUUUUAUUUUGCAUUAAGAAAAUCAAGCCUACAUUAGAAUAACGUUUUUACAGGACAUUAUUUUCAAGAUAAUUCAACAUGUUUUACCCCAAAUUCUCAUGUGACAUUUUAUGUUAAUUAUUUAUUUAUUUUAUAAAAAUUUGACAAUGAGAUACAAUGAUCAGUUAAUUAUUUUUUUUUCCAAAAUAUUAAAUAUUAAUUAAUUUACUUUUGGUUUGUUUUUGUAAUUCUCAUUCUUUUUUCUCAUUUGUGAUUCUUAUUAAUGAAAUACUGUCAUUUAACAUAUUAUAAAAUAACUAAAUCAUGGUAUUUCAUUAAUUUAAAAAAAUCUGAAAAAAUAAGAAUUAUAAAGUGUACUAAAUGUAAAUUAAUAUUUAUAUUAAUAUUAAAACAAUUAUUUAAUUUUAGUUUUUGUAAUUAAAAUUAUUUCUGAUUAUUUAGAUAUAAAUAUUUUAUUUAGAUUUUUAUUAUUCCAAUUAAAAUUUUUAAUUUUUUUUUUGUUUUUGCAUAAACAAAUAGUAAUAUAACAAUUAUGAGCAUGACUAUAAAAAAACAAAAUAUAUAUAUAUACAUAUACGCACACACACACACACUGCUGGUCAAAAGCUUGGGAUCAGUAAGAUUUUUAAUGUAUUUUAAAUACGUUUCUAAGGCUCAUCAAGACUGCGUUUAUUAAAUAAAAAAAUACAGAAAAAAUGUUAUAUUGUGAAAUAUUAUUAUGAUGUAAAAAAACAUUAUUCUAUUUUAAUAUACAUUAAAAAUCAGAUUUAUUUCUGUGAUGCGUAGCUGAAUUUUCAGCAUCAUUACUCCAGUCUUAAGCAUCAAAUGAUCCUUCAGAAAUCAUUCUAAUAUGUUGAUUUAUUAUUAGAUUAGUUAUGUUGCUUAAUAUUUUUUUGAAACCUGUGAUACGUUUUCAGGAUUCUUUGAUCAAUAAAAGGUUAAAAAGAACAGCAUUUAUUUAAAAUAUUUACUACUGUUCAAAAGUUUGGGGUCAGUAAAAUUUUUUUCUUUCUUUUUUUUUGAAAGAAAUUCACCAAGGAUGUGUUAAAUUAAUAAAAAAGUGAUAGCAUAGAUUUACAUUGUUAGAAAAUAUUUUUAUUUUGAAUAAAUGCUGUCCUUUUUUUAACUUACUGAUCAAAGAAUCCAAAAAAAAAAAAAGAAUCACAGGUUGCAAAGAAAAGCCUGUUUCCUAAUAAUAAAUCAGCAUAUUAGAAUGAUUUCUGAAGGAUCAUGUGACACUGAAGACUGGAGUAAUGAUGCUGAAAAUUCAGCUGCGCAUCACAGAAAUAAAUUACAUUUUAAAGUAGAAUAAAAUAAAAACCAGUAUUUUAUAUUGUAAUAACAUUUUGCAAUAUUAUUGUUUUUUUCUGUAUUUUUGAUCAAAUAAAUGCAGCCUUGACGAGCAGAAGAGACUUCUUUAAAAAAAAAAAAACAUUACAAGUCUUACUGAUCCCAAACUUUUGAGCGAGUAGUGUGUCUGUCUGUAUGUAUAUAUACUUUUUUUUUUUUUUUUUUUAACAAGCAAUGAGAAUUUUGAGUAAGGUGUUUAAUUGUCACGGAAAUAAUGCAAAAUCUGAACGGUUUUGAUUUUGGUGUCACGUGACUUGCCUGAUUUUGUGGGAUUUGUGUCAAUAUCUGAACUGAUUCACUGAUUCACAGCAUCAGAUUCAGUGCUUUCAGAUCUCGACUGAAAUCCCGUCACUCUCAAGCGCUGAUGAUGUCACUUCCUGUCGGUGAUCUGGUGACGACGGUCAUUCUGACAUGAACGCAACAUAUAGCGAAAACGACUUUCAAGCUGGUGUUUUAUGCAACUUUAGCCUCAGAUUGAGUUCUGAUCACUCAGAAACACGGUAUUACCGCAGUAAACGAUGUCAUCUGAGUGCUUUUUUAUUUAUUCAUGUUUGAAGCGUUGGAUGAUUGUUCACGUUUGUGUUUUAUUUGUUUGAUCGUUGUGGGAGGAAAAACGGUUUGAAUGUUCAUCUGGACUGAACUGGAUUUAAAGCCUUAAAAUGAGCUUUACUAUAGUAAAAUGACAGUAAAUCCAUGUGCGUUUCUUUUAAAAUGAAACGAGCUUGAGAGUAUUUGUCAUAUUAUUUGCUGAUUGGAUCAAGGUGUAAUUGUGUUCAAGCUGAGAUUCUUAAAAUGAAUUCUUGAUUUCAGAUGAAUGUUUAAUUAAUGCUGUUCAUCAAAACUAACCUGUGUUUGUGUUUUUGUUUGGGAGGAAAGUCGACGUGUAUUUGGGAGAAUAUUCAAUGAGAAUGUUGUUUAUGUUCAGUCUGUUCUCAUAUUAACCCACAACGUCACAGUCAAGUUUUCACUGUGCUUCUUUACUAACGUUACUAACUAGUGUUACAUUUACAUUUGCAUGUCUGACUUGAGCAAACAAAAGCAAUGACAGAAACUUCUGCACAUCACUGUAAUACAGUCAACAGCCACUCGCAGUGAUGAACUUUAAUCACGUUAAGCCUAAAUCUGUAAAUAUUUUUGAUAACAUUUCUCUUAAUUUCUUAAACUAGUCAUAUUUUCAUGUUUUGUGACUCAAACUAUGAAACUCAUUUCUUGUCACAAAUGCUGUAGCUUUGAUGUCCACGAAUCACUUGAGUAAUUGAUUGAUUGUUCAUUAAUGUCUUAAUGUCAAAAUUGUUCUGAUUCAUGUUUAUUUAUAUCAGCUGCUGCACUUAAUUGUUCUUCUGAGAUUAAUCAGUUUUCUAUAACAAUCA